Messenger RNA from Jatropha curcas, 1265 nucleotides. Its product is annotated as Galactose mutarotase-like superfamily protein. Gene Ontology annotation, molecular function: glucose-6-phosphate 1-epimerase activity; carbohydrate binding. NCBI's taxonomy places the organism in Eukaryota, Viridiplantae, Streptophyta, Magnoliopsida, Malpighiales, Euphorbiaceae. The record is from RefSeq and is a predicted model, not a curated record. Gene Ontology annotation, cellular component: cytoplasm. Gene Ontology annotation, biological process: carbohydrate metabolic process.
ACUCUUCUAUAAACACCAUACAAACGAGCAAAUGGCGCGUGUUCAGUUUAACCCGUUAGCUACUUCAAAGGGCAACCAUUGUAUUCAGCUCCAUCACUGACUUUUUCACAUCAUUACUCGCUAUGGCGAUUGUUUCUAUUCCAUUCUCUUGUCCCUCUACUCUUCCUCUCCAGCGAGUCAACCUGCGAUAUAGUCACUCAGGCAUGGCAUUUGCAAGUGUGAACAGAGAAACUGGGACUGUAGGUGUAAGAAUCACUGAAGGCGAAGGUAACUUACCAAAGGUUGUGCUUACUUCUCCUCAUGGUAGUGAGGCAGAGAUAUAUUUGUUUGGAGGUUGCAUCACAUCUUGGAAAGUUCCCAAUGGGAAGGACCUGCUUUUUGUUAGGCCAGAUGCUGUAUUUAACAAGAAAAAGCCAAUCAGUGGAGGCAUUCCACAUUGUUUCCCACAGUUUGGACCUGGUGUUAUUCAGCAGCAUGGGUUUGCAAGGAAUAUGGAUUGGUCUGUUGUUGAUUCUGAAAAUGUGGAGGGCAAUCCUGUUGUAACUCUUAUGCUCAAGGAUGGCCCUUACAGCCGCCCGAUGUGGGACUUUGGUUUCCAGGCUUUAUACAAGGUCAUUCUCAAUGCAAAGAGCAUUUCUACAGAACUAAAGAUUACAAAUACAGACAGCAAGCCAUUUUCAUUUACUACUGCUCUACAUGCAUAUUUCCGUGCUUCUGUAACUGAUGCAUCUGUGAAAGGUUUGAAAGGUUGCAAAACUCUCAAUAAGGAUCCAGAUCCUACCAAUCCAAUAGAGGGCAAGGAGGAAAGGGAUGCUGUCACUUUCCCUGGAUUUGUAGACUGCAUUUACCUUGAAGCCCCUGAUGAGGUCCACCUUGAUAAUGGCUUGGGUGAUGUGAUAACCAUCAAGAGUAAAAACUGGUCAGAUGCUGUACUUUGGAAUCCACAUUUGCAGAUGGAAGCAUGUUAUAAAGAUUUUGUUUGUGUUGAAAAUGCCAAGAUUGGGAAUGUCAAGCUAGAGCCUCAACAGUCCUGGACAGCUAACCAGCAUCUUAGCGCUGUCUGAAACGUUGUUGUGUACUAUUUGCCUGGUCACUAGAAUAAAACCAUCCUUUUUAUACUUUCUAUUUGUUUCUGCUUCCACUUUUGCAGAGCCUUUUAUCAAUAACUCACAGGAUGGUUUAAUUUUCUUUAUAAUGACAUUUCAAGUUUAUGUUGAGAUGACAAUUCUAUACAUAUAUUUACUCUCAGCAGAAUUUGGUUGCUA